UCAUUUUGCCCACAUAUGUUUUUUUUUUUUUUUCCACAGGUAGAAGAAUUCAGAGAUGCUACACUAGAGUACCCAUUGCUUUCAGUUGUUCGCAUCCCUAAAGUUCUUGCAGAUAUAGUUGAAUCUUUAAUUGGUGCCAUUUAUAUUGGUUCCAAUUUCUCCAUGGAUACAACUUGGCAGGCGGUAAAAGAUUUGUUGCAGCCUCUAAUUACUCCAGCAACACUUGAGAUUCACCCCGUUACGAAAUUUAACGAGCUACAUCAGAAGAAUCGAUUGAGGGUAAAAUAUGAUGAUUUAUGGGAGAAAACCGGAGAAAUUGAAUUUCUUGUUGAUGGAAAAUUUGUUGGGAAGGGAAAAUUUAGUGGAAAGAAAGAAAUUGCACUAAAUAGGGCUGCAUACAAUGCAUAUUACCAAGUUGUUAGAAAUUUGAGUGUGGAAGUCACUAUUAAAUGAUCACCCUUGUGAUGAAACGCAAAGCUGAAAUCACCAUCAGCAAAUCCCUAAUUUCCAAUGGAAUUGUUGUAAUUUGGUAAGUCGGAACGUUUUUGACGAAUUUUUUCUCGAAAAUUUCUUACCUACAAGUCAAAUUCCGAUGAAACGUUAUUCAGAAUUAGCGAUUUUCUGAUAGUGAAUUAAUACUUCAUAUAUUAUUAGUU
Molecule: messenger RNA, 656 nt
Organism: Lycium ferocissimum
Lineage: Eukaryota; Viridiplantae; Streptophyta; Magnoliopsida; Solanales; Solanaceae
Product: ribonuclease 3-like protein 3
Exons: 2
Coding region: 16-453 (145 amino acids)
Biological process (GO): siRNA processing
Cellular component (GO): cytoplasm; nucleus
Molecular function (GO): ribonuclease III activity; RNA binding
Source: RefSeq, a predicted model, not a curated record